AUGUUUGGCAGGAGGGUGCCCAAGCACAACUGCAUUGAUCCGCAGUACACGCUGCGCGGGAAGCGCAUUCCCGUGCUGAACGCGCGCAAGGGCACCAUCUGCUCGGCCGUGGAGAUGUACUCCAACUGCGGCGGCAGGCCGCCGGCCAUUCGCCCGCUGGUAGGCCCGACGGCGGUCAAGAGGAAUCCGCGGCCGAGCAGCGGCGGUUGCCGCCGCCGCCGCCGCAGCAAGGGUGGAUGCAAGGGCCUGCAAAAGAAAAAGAAGGAGUUGGAGAGAGAGCGCAAGCGGCUAGAGGAGGAGAGCGACCGGCUGGAGGAAGAGCGUCUGUGCCUGGAGGAGGAGCGGCAGUGUCUGGACGAGGAGCGGGAGCCGGCGCCGCGCGACGAACGCGACGAGCUGCAGGCAGAACGGAGCCGGAUCGAGCAGGAGCGGAAGACGGUGUCGCAGGAGUGGAGUCGGCUGCAGGAGCGCAUCUCGCAGCAGGACGUGGAGGAGCGGCGCAUCUCCAGCCAGAUGGAGGAGCUGCAGGCGCACCGUCAGGAGUCGCUGCGCCAAGACGAGCUGGAGCAGCGCCGCCUCGACGGCAUCGAGUCUCAGCUGGCCGAGGAAAGGAAAAAGAUGUUGAUGGGUGACCAGGACACCGCGGAAGACCCCGCAGCUUCCAGCGGGCAGAGGAGCGAAGGAGAGGAGGGUGAGCAGAGCGCCCCCGAGACGGACGGAGAGGAAGAUGGUGCGCGGAGCGGUGCUGAGACGGAGGGAGAUGAAGAAGGUGAACAUGGCGAAGCUGGGGUAGAUGGGGAGGAAGAGGAGGACGCUGAGGCAGAUGGCGAUGGCGAAGGUGUCGAGAGCGACGCCGAGACGGACGAAGGCGUGGAAGGUGGGGAGGGCGGCGAAGAGGAAACAGAAGGAGACGGCGAAGGUGAUCAAGGUAGCCAAGAGGAGACAGAAGUAGAAGGGGAAGGUGGUCGGAGCGACCAGGAGACGGAAGGGGAGGGUGAAAGUGCUCAGAAUGCCCCUGACAUGGAUGAGGAGGGAGGAUCACCCGCACAAACCGAUGGAGAGGAACAGCCUCCUGCUACGAGUGACGGAGAAGACCAGCCGUUAGGUGGCAGCGGCGGGGAAGAAGACACCAUCGCGCAGAGUGACAGCGAUUACAAACCCUCCGACCAGACGGACGAGGACGCCAAGUCCCUCAGCCGAAUAGACGAAGAGGGCGAAUCGGCGGCCAGGCUAGCCGAAGAGCAGCAGUCCGCGCCGGCGGAGGACGAGGACACGUCUCUGGCGCAGACCGACGCCGACGAGGACCAAUCGCCGCCGCAGACCGACGCCAACGAGGACCAAUCGCUGGCGCAGACCGACGCCGACGAGGACCAAACGCUGCCGCAGACCGACGCCGACGGCGGGUCCAUCGACCAGACGGACGACGGCGAGCAGCCCUCGGGCUCGCUGGCCGGUACCGGCAGCCAGACGGGGUCGCGGCCGUCGCUGGCCGGCGCCGAGGCCGAAGCGGACGCGGACCUCGGCUUCGGCACGACGGCGGACGCGCAGCCGGCCGACGACGGCGGCAAUGGCGCGGCGAGUCCAGGAGAGGCGACGUCCGGCGCGGACCUGGCCGCCGCGGACGGCGGCGAAGCAGCUGGGGAGACGGAGGCCGACGCCACCGACCGGACGUCGCUGAGCUCGGGGGAGGUGACGGGGCAGACGGAGGAGGAGAUGGGAGGGGAGACAACGGAGGAGACUACGGACGAAGUGGGAGGAGAGACGGCGAACGAGAUGGCUGGAGAGACGGCGGUGGAGGCGGGAGAUGAUACGGCAGGGGAGACCGCGGAGGAGACGGCAGAGGAGACGGCGGAGGAGACGGCUGAAGGGACAGCGGAGGAGACAACAGAGGAGACCGUUGGUGAUACUACGGGGUCAAUGGACGGGCAAAUGGGACUCGACGGGCCGCCAGCGGCGGAGCAGGAGCCAAGCGGGGUGACCGAGGAUGGCUCCGAAGAGAUGGCAGCAUCGGAGGCAGGGGGAGAAACCAACGAAGAAGUCCAAGAGACUGCUGAAGAGACUGGAGCCUCCGAGACCGAGGGCGAGGGUGGUGGCGCAGCCCAGGAGACUGCCGAGGAGACCGGUGCUUCGACGACAGAAGGGGAAGCCGACAGCACGGCCCAGAUGACCGAGGAGACCGGUGUCUCGGAGACGGAAGGAGCCGACAGCACGGCCCAGAUGACCGAGGAGACCGGUGUCUCGGAGACGGAAGGAGCCGACAGCACGGCCCAGAUGACCGAGGAGACCGGUGUCUCGGAGACGGAAGGAGCCGACAGCACGGCCCAGGAGACGGCCGAGGAGACCGGUGUCUCGGAGACCGAAGGAGAGGCCGACGGUACAGCCCAGGAGACGGGCGCAUCGGAGGCGGACGCAUCGGCGGAGGGAGACGCGCCGCCAGCGGCAGCGGCCUCCCAGACGGGAGGAGACGCCACUACGGAGAGUCAGGCGGCCACUGAACCCGGAACCACCAGCGCGGAGGACGAGGAGGCGACGCCAGAGCCCAACGCAAACGAAGAGGACUUCUUCUGA
Molecule: messenger RNA, 2568 nt
Organism: Pollicipes pollicipes
Lineage: Eukaryota; Metazoa; Arthropoda; Thecostraca; Pollicipedomorpha; Pollicipedidae
Product: retinitis pigmentosa 1-like 1 protein
Exons: 3
Coding region: 1-2568 (855 amino acids)
Source: RefSeq, a predicted model, not a curated record